AUGGAACCAAGAAACCAAACACAUGUUUCACAAUUUAUCCUCCUGGGGCUUUCAGAAAAGGCUGAAUUGCAGCCGUUACUUUUUGGGAUUUUCUUACUCAUGUAUCUGGUCACUUUCAUCGGCAAUCUUCUCAUUAUCCUGGCUAUAAUUACCGACUCUCAUCUCCACACACCCAUGUACUUCUUCCUCUCUAAUCUCUCUUUUGCAGACAUCUGUUUCACCUCCACUACCAUCCCAAAGAUGCUGCUGAAUAUCAAGACACAAAGCAAAGUCAUAACCUAUGAAGGCUGCCUGAGUCAGAUGUAUUUUUUUAUGCUCUUUGGAGGAUUAGACAAUUUUCUCUUGACAGUGAUGGCCUACGACCGAUUUGUGGCCAUCUGUCACCCGCUGCACUACAUGGUCAUCAUGAACCCCAAAAUCUGCUGCCUCUUCCUUCUGGAAUCUUGUUUAGUGAGUGCUCUGGACUCUCUAUUGCAGGAUUUAAUGAUUUUGAGAUUGUCUUUUUGUACAGAGUUGGAAAUUCCCCAUUUUUUCUGUGAGCUUUAUCAAGUAAUCCAACUUGCUUGUUCUGACACCUUCCUCAAUGACCUGCUGAUGUAUAUUGCAAGUGGAUUUCUGGUUCUUACUCCACUCAUUGGUAUCAUACUAUCGUACUCUAAGAUUGUAUCCUCCAUAUUGAGAAUGUCAUCAGCUGAGGGCAAGCAUAAAGCCUUUUCUACUUGUGGGUCUCACCUCACAGUAGUUGUCUUGUUCUAUGGGACAUUUCUUGGGGUAUAUCUUAGCUCAGCUGCUACCCAAAAUUCCAGAGAAAGUGCGAUAGCCUCAGUGAUGUACACUGUGAUCAUACCCAUGCUAAACCCAUUUAUCUAUAGUCUUAGAAACAAGGAUAUGAAGCAGGCCCUAAAAAAACUCUUCCACUGA
This is a messenger RNA of Chrysochloris asiatica (Cape golden mole), 921 nucleotides long. Its product is annotated as olfactory receptor 7A17-like. Lineage: Eukaryota; Metazoa; Chordata; Mammalia; Afrosoricida; Chrysochloridae. The record is from RefSeq and is a predicted model, not a curated record. The coding region runs from base 1 to 921 and encodes 306 amino acids. Gene Ontology annotation, molecular function: olfactory receptor activity; G protein-coupled receptor activity. Gene Ontology annotation, cellular component: membrane. Gene Ontology annotation, biological process: G protein-coupled receptor signaling pathway. The transcript has a single exon.